UCCUAAGGUAAAAACUAUGUAAAUUGGUCGGUUAUUCUUUCUUUUUCGUUAGAAUUCUGACAAAGAACGGAACGAAAAAAAUGUAUUGUUUAGUUAUUCUCAUUCAUUAGAGGUAUGAAGACUGAGCUGGAUAUGUUGACAUUUAGAAAAUCACAAGAAUGCCUCGUCUCGAGAGAAUUUUCGUAAUUUUCAUCACGAUUGCUUUUCUAUUGGAUAAAGGAUGUACCAAACUUAUUGUUUUAGAAAACAGCACUUUAUCUGACGAAGAACUUAAGGAAAUAAUUCUGGAAAACGAGAGUAAAAAAUUAAAUGAAACGCACCCAACUUCCACUGAACAUAUACCAACGGAGCCAGUCUCAUUAUCUGAAUUAGAAGAGGAAGAAUUAUUUAAUAUGAUCCUCGCCAAUGAAAGCCAAAAACUAUAUCAAUUACAUCCAACUUCUACUGAAUUUGUACCAUGGGAUCUGGAAAAUUCAACCCUAACUGAUGAAGAACUAAUGCAUGCAAUACUUAAAGAAGAACGUCGGAGACUUCGCAAACUCAAGCAUCCCGACUUAUAUACUACUAAUCACACGUUGGUGAGAGCUUGCAACAAAAACAGAGACUGCAUGCGUGACGAAUGUUGUCUUCAACAGCCCUGGUCUGAUAGAUUUUUCUGUGCCCCGAGAAUUAGAGAAGGUAAAAUUUGUUGGAGUCAACUCCACAAUGCAACAAUGAAAUGGGACAGAUUUAGAAUCGUUUGCCCUUGCGUCAGAGAAAAUGUCUGUAGAUUUAAUGCUGAUUCAACUUUUGUGCUGAAACCAUUUCUUGCAGUUUCGACAUGUCAACCGAGGAAGAAACCUCAAUAAUGUAUAAAAUGUAAUUUUAAUUGUUUUUUUACUGUUCUCGCGUUAAAAAGAUUCUUUUAGUUAACGCAAAAAGAAUUUGUAAAGAAGAUGGGUUUUCCUUUAAGAUAGAAAAUACACAUCUCGUAUUUACUCAAUGAAAAAAUAUUAUUCAAAGUUACUAAUGUUUCCAGAAAAUUGUAUAAUUGUUAUUUUGAUUGUGUUAU
This is a messenger RNA of Parasteatoda tepidariorum (common house spider), 1051 nucleotides long. RefSeq lists its product as uncharacterized. NCBI's taxonomy places the organism in Eukaryota, Metazoa, Arthropoda, Arachnida, Araneae, Theridiidae. The record is from RefSeq and is a predicted model, not a curated record.